CAGCUCGUCGGCAGCCGCGCGCCUCCGUGUACGGAGGCUGCAGAGGAAAAUGGAGCCCAGCAGACCGAUCACAUCAGGAUGAGAGACCUCAGAUUCAGAUGGACAUUUGUGAAGAAGAAAACAACCUGCAGAACUCACACGGUCAGAACUCCAGCAGAGCUUUUAAAGCGAAGCAGCUGAGCCACGAUCAUCUGAUACAGGGGCAUCACCGGGAGGAUGGAGAGGACCACUCGCAGCACCAAGGUGCGACUUUCCCUGGCUACAGAGAGACAGACGCCCCCGGUAAGGAGAGAUUCCCCGUGGGUGACCUGCAGUGUCAGGCCUGGAUGACCUGUGCAAAGCCCGUUCAGGUGCAGAGGAAAACGGCCUGCCAGGGCAAAGAUAAGCCGCCUAUUGUUGUCUACCCGUGGAUGAAGAAAGUGCACGUCGCUCAUGUUAAUCCUAACCACGUGGGACCGGAGCCAAAGCGGUUGCGGACGGCCUACACGCGCCAGCAGGUUCUGGAGCUCGAGAAGGAGUUCCACUUUAGCCGCUACCUCACGCGCCGACGCCGUGUCGAGGUGGCCCACGCGCUCUGCCUGUCCGAGCGGCAGGUGAAGGUGUGGUUCCAGAACCGGCGCAUGCGCUGGAAGAAGGACAACAAGCUGCCGAACACCAAAGGACGGAGCAAAAACAAGAAGACAACGGACAACAACAACAACAGCAGCAGCAGCGGCGGCGGCGGCACCGAUAGUAACGCGAAGGCGGUGAUAACUGUUUGAAAACACGGGGGUGGGAGCAGAGUUUGGCCGUCGGUGGCAGCCAUGUUAGCACCUUCACUCUCCAAAACUCAUGUCGCUACAUUGAUCCAGGGUAACUGCGGUCCUGAAACAAUUCUCCACAGCUUUAAAAUGAUCCAUCGAUACACAGGUCAGCAGCAGGCGUUAUAAAUACUAAAAAUGUAUUUUGCCUCAUGUUUUAAAUGUUUUUAAAUCUUUCUGUUGUACAGAGAAUGCAUCAAUUUUUAGUCUGAUAUUUAAUUAAUUAGGGGAAGUCUGAGUUACAUUUAGGGCUGCAAUAAAUGGUUAUUCCAAUUUACUUAAUAAUACUUAAUAAUUAUUUUCUCAGUUAAUCCAUUGAUCCUUUAGUUUAUGAAAUGUCAGAAGAUGGUGAAAAAUAUCCAUCUCAUCCGUUUCUGAGUCCAAGAAGACUUAUUCAAAUGUCUUACUUUGUCCAACCACCAAAGAUAUUCACUUUAAUAUGAUAUGAAACAGAGAAAAGCAGGAAAUCUUCAUAGUUCAGAAACUGAAAACUGCAAAAAAACUUUAACAAUAACUCAUCUAAUCGUUGCAGCUCUGCUUACAUGUAGACAUUUUACAUGUAAACGACCUGACAUCUCUGUAACAAUUAGUGAACUGUUUCAUGUUUAGACAUCCGAUAUCGAAGGCGUAAAAGCACAGUGCCUAUAAUUGAUUGCAGUCUCGCCAAACUCUGCCUGUCUGCGGUGCACGAGGACAGAUUGUGUCUUUUGGAGAAAACAGGGUUUUAUUUCUACAGGGUAAACAUAAUACAGGGUUUUUAAAUAGCUACCUAAAAGAUUAAAUAGCUUAACUUAUGAAUAUGCACAUUACCAAAAUUUAGUUUCUACAGAUUUAAAGGGGAAAAAGAAUGAACAGGACUGAAUGAACAACACCAAAUUGCUCCGCGGCUGACCUGCAGAACGGUUGGACAAAUAAUGUUGUACCUUUUAUUUUGUACAUAGAGGAGCAUCCAAAAACUAUGAAUACUUGGUAGGAUCAUUAGCCAUGUUCACAUUUUUUCCUUAUCACCAUAAGAUCAAUAAACUUUUCAUUAAUUUAGGGGAGAAGUCACACAUUUUUACGCGCGGGGAAAUUAAAAAAAGAAUUAAAAACAGACAAAUUGGAUGUACAGGUUUUUAAAUAUACGGCGCUGACUGUAAAUCCAACACAUUUUCUCAGGGUCACAGGGUUUUAACGAAAAGAACUUUCUGAAAAGUCUGUUGUUUCAUUCAGCACCGAGGGAUUUAAAAUAAUCCUCUCUGAAAUGGCAUAAUGUUGUAUUUUCAAAGACUAUGUUCUCUGUUUGAUUCCAGUUUAAUAUGCUAUUGAUUUCUACUUUAGCCUACGCCAGUACUUAUUUUUUAUCUGUAUUAUUUAGAAGCAUAUUAUUUUAUUCUUCGUAGCAAGCAUCAUCUCCGUCCUUUUGUAUGUGUUCAUUUUGAAAAAAAAAAGUAAAACUCGUGUAAAAAAU
Toxotes jaculatrix (banded archerfish) is the source of this 2250-nucleotide messenger RNA. RefSeq names its product homeobox protein Hox-D4b-like. NCBI's taxonomy places the organism in Eukaryota, Metazoa, Chordata, Actinopteri, Toxotidae. The transcript has 6 exons. Gene Ontology annotation, cellular component: nucleus. Gene Ontology annotation, biological process: regulation of transcription by RNA polymerase II; embryonic skeletal system morphogenesis; anterior/posterior pattern specification. The record is from RefSeq and is a predicted model, not a curated record. Gene Ontology annotation, molecular function: RNA polymerase II cis-regulatory region sequence-specific DNA binding; DNA-binding transcription factor activity, RNA polymerase II-specific. Bases 99 to 761 code for a protein of 220 amino acids.